CUGGCCUCUGCAGUCUGCACGCCGGCUCGCUAGCUGCCCAGCCACAACCCCACAAAACCCAUCGCAACAGGAGGGAGAAGGCCAGCGCGCGCGAGAGAGACUGAACCCAAUCCGACCGGCCGGGCGAGAGAGAUUGGGUUGGUGCGGCAGCGGCCGGCCAGGAUGAGAGUGGCGGUGGUCGGCGCCGGCGUGAGCGGCCUGGCGGCGGCGCACGAGCUGGCCCGGAGCGGCGGCGGCGGCGGCGGCGUGCGCGUGACCGUGUACGAGAAGGAGGACUGCCUCGGUGGGCACGCCCGCACCGUGGCCGUCGAGGACGCCGCCGCCGGCACCGUCCACCUCGACCUCGGCUUCAUGGUCUUCAACCGGGUAACAUACCCAAACAUGCUGGAAUGGUUUGAAGGGCUCGGGGUGGAUAUGGAGAUAUCUGACAUGUCCUUCUCAGUGAGCACACAAUUGGGGACCAGCGGUGGCAGAUGCGAGUGGGGCAGCCGCAAUGGCAUCUCAGGCCUCUUGGCACAGAAAAGCAAUGCAAUCAGCCCUAGUUUCUGGCGCAUGAUCCGUGAGAUACUCAAGUUCAAGAACGAUGCUCUCAAGUACUUGGAGGACCGUGAAAACAACCCUGAUAUGGACCGGAAUGAGACUCUCGGGCAAUUUAUUCAGUCUCAUGGAUAUUCCCAAUUCUUCCAAGAGGCUUACCUUAUCCCGAUCUGUGCGUGUAUAUGGUCAUGUCCAUCUCAAGGGGUGUUGGGAUUCUCUGCUUUCUUUGUGCUCUCAUUCUGCCGCAACCACCACCUUCUUCAGCUGUUUGGUCGCCCCCAGUGGCUCACUGUCAAGGGCCGUUCCCAUAGCUAUGUGCACAAGGUAAGGGAGGAGUUGGAAAGCAUGGGUUGCCAAAUUAAAACCAGCUGUGAAAUUAAAUCUGUUUCAAGUUCCAAUGGAGCAGGUCUCAGGGUUACAACUUUUGAUGGUUCAGAGGAGAUGUAUGACAGAGUCAUAUUUGGUGUCCACGCACCUGAUGCUCUAAAGCUUCUAGGAGCUGAAGCAACACACGAGGAAUUGAGAAUCCUUGGUGCUUUUCAGUAUGUCAGCAGUGAUAUAUACCUCCAUUGUGAUAAAAGUAUGAUGCCACAGAGUUCAUCAGCAUGGAGUUCCUGGAAUUUCCGGGGGACGACAAGCAAGGGGGUUUGUGUAACCUACUGGCUAAAUCUGCUUCAGAACAUAGAAUCUACAGACAGGCCUUUUCUGGUGACACUGAACCCUCCUAAUGUCCCGGAUCAUGUCUUGCUCAAAUGGUACACUAGCCACCCUGUCCCAUCUGUGGCUGCCGCAAAGGCUUCUCUUGAGCUUCAUCACAUUCAAGGAAACAGAGGAAUUUGGUUCUGCGGGGCCUAUCAAGGUUAUGGUUUCCAUGAAGAUGGACUCAAGGCUGGGAAAUCUGCAGCCCAAGAUUUGCUAGGUAAGAAGAGUGGCCUUUUGGUGAACCCAAAGCAGAUGGUCCCAUCGUGGACUGAGGCUGGGGCGCGUCUUCUGGUAGCAAGAUUUCUUGGCCAAUAUGUAUCCGUUGGUAACUUGGUCUUGCUUGAAGAAGGAGGCACUAUGUUCAGUUUUGGUGAAACUGGCAAAAAAUGCCAUGCAAAAUCUGUCCUGCGAGUUCAUGACCCCAUGUUUUACUGGAAGGUUGCAACUGAAGCAGACCUUGGCUUGGCAGACGCCUAUAUUAACGGUUAUUUCUCUUUUGUUGACAAGAGAGAAGGUCUUCUGAAUCUUUUUCUGAUCCUCAUUGCAAACAGGGAUGCAAACAAGAGUAAUAGCAGUGGGGCCAGUAAAAGGGGUUGGUGGACACCCCUACUUUUGACAGCUGGGGUCGCCUCAGCUAAAUACUUCCUCCGUCACAUUUCAAGGAAGAAUUCUGUCACACAAACACGUCAAAACAUCUCUCAACACUAUGAUCUGAGUAAUGAGUUCUUCUCACUUUUCCUGGAUCCAUCCAUGACUUACUCUUGCGCCAUCUUCAAGACGGAGGAUGAAAGCUUAGAGGCAGCCCAGCUACGUAAAGUUGGCCUUCUAAUCGACAAGGCUAAAGUUGAGCGGGAUCACCAUGUUCUUGAGAUUGGUUGCGGCUGGGGUAGCUUAGCAAUCCAAUUGGUGAAGCAAACUGGCUGCAAAUACACUGGGAUCACAUUAUCCGUGGAGCAACUGAAGUACGCGCAGAGAAAAGUGAAAGAAGCUGGCUUAGAGGACCACAUAAGCUUCAUGCUGUGUGACUACCGUCAGAUACCAACUCACCGCAAAUACGACAGGAUCAUAUCUUGCGAGAUGAUCGAGGGCGUUGGGCACGAAUACAUGGACGAUUUCUUCGGCUGCUGCGAGUCCCUUCUGGCUCAAGACGGCCUAUUUGUCCUGCAGUUCAUCUCGAUCCCAGAAGAACGGUAUGAGGAGUACAGGCGGAGCUCGGACUUCAUCAAGGAAUACAUCUUCCCCGGGGGCUGCCUCCCCUCGCUGGCCCGGAUCACGUCCGCCAUGUCCGCAGCAUCAAGGCUCUGCAUCGAGCAUCUUGAGAACAUUGGGUACCAUUACUACCCGACGCUGAUCCGCUGGAGGGACAACUUCAUGGCCAACAAGGAUGCGAUUUUGGCGCUGGGCUUUGAUGAUAAGUUCGUCCGUAUAUGGGAGUACUACUUCAUAUACUGCGCCGCCGGUUUCAAGUCACGGACGCUUGGGAAUUACCAGAUCGUGUUUUCUCGCCCCGGCAACGACAAGCUGGGCGACAACGACCCUUACGCGAGCUUCCCGGCAGCCAAUCAAAGCUAGCUAUUGAAUCGUCUACAGUUCCACGUACUUUGCCUGCGCGGUAUGAUACUUUCUUGAAGGGAUAUGCGUGUGUGAUCCAUCGGCAGCAGCACUGCGUGCAAACCAAACCGUACAUCGAUGGAUGUACGUGAAUUCCUCGACGCAAUGCAAUGACCUACGUGUAGGAGCAGCUACAAGCGCGUGUACAAUGAUAAUGAUAUAUAUGUAUAUAUCGUGGCAGCUGGAUCUGUCCGAGCCCGCACUUGAACUGAA
This is a messenger RNA of Panicum hallii, 3063 nucleotides long. RefSeq lists its product as uncharacterized. Gene Ontology annotation, molecular function: oxidoreductase activity; methyltransferase activity. Bases 163 to 2811 code for a protein of 882 amino acids. The record is from RefSeq and is a predicted model, not a curated record. NCBI's taxonomy places the organism in Eukaryota, Viridiplantae, Streptophyta, Magnoliopsida, Poales, Poaceae. The transcript has 24 exons.